Molecule: messenger RNA, 2801 nt
Organism: Trichoderma atroviride IMI 206040
Lineage: Eukaryota; Fungi; Ascomycota; Sordariomycetes; Hypocreales; Hypocreaceae
Biological process (GO): protein sumoylation
Cellular component (GO): SUMO activating enzyme complex; cytoplasm
Molecular function (GO): SUMO activating enzyme activity
Source: RefSeq, a predicted model, not a curated record
CCCUCGGCUCUAUUCCCCCGGGCCUCUGACCUCAUGCAAUUGGUCGCAACUCAGCUUUUCGACUGCCUCGUCCGCUGUACUUCAACGCCCUGCAGCUGCCCGCGCCGAGCAUCGCCAGACCAGCAGCUGAAAAGCGACGGCGUUUUGGCGCAACCAAUUCGACGCCCCUCUCUCGCUUGCAACCGAUCACCUUCGAUCUCCAUCUCCAGAUUGCAUCUCCAAACCAUCUUCAUCGCCACAAUCUACGAUUAGCUACACUCAAGCUCCCGCUCUGAUAGCGGCGAUGGAGGCUCCCAAAGAAGCUCUCGCGGAUGCGGCUGGCGACAGCGUGCCAACCUCUGCUCCUCCUCCUACCGCCGUCCAGGAAUCUCAUCAGCCGCAAAGAAUUGUCGCGUCGCAUCCUGCGCCCCCUCAGCGAAACCCAAUGAUUACACGCGAUAGAUUUAACCACCAGUCGCUCGGCGCAUCUCUAAAUUCCUCGGUUAAGCAUGCGCGGGUGCUCAUGGUGGGCGCUGGCGGCAUCGGCUGCGAGCUUCUGAAAAACCUCGUGCUCAACGGCUUCGGCGAGAUUCACAUUGUCGACCUCGACACGAUCGAUCUUUCCAACCUCAAUCGCCAGUUUCUCUUCCGACAUGAACAUAUCAAGAAAUCAAAAGCAUUGGUUGCCAAAGAGGCAGCACAGAGAUUCAACCCAAACGUCAAGCUUGUUGCGCAUCACGCUAAUAUUAAAGACUCCGAGUUCAGCGUUCCCUGGUUUCGCGACUUCAAGAUCGUUUUCAAUGCUUUAGACAACCUCGACGCCAGACGGCACGUGAACAAGAUGUGCCUGGCGGCGGAUGUUCCGCUCAUCGAGAGCGGGACGACUGGUUUCAAUGGCCAGGUUCAAGUCAUCAAAAAGGGCAUUACGGCUUGUUAUGACUGCACUCCCAAAGAGACGCCCAAAUCAUUCCCUGUCUGUACCAUUCGAAGCACACCGAGCCAGCCAAUCCAUUGUAUAGUAUGGGGCAAAAGUUAUCUGCUAAAUGAAAUAUUUGGCGUCAGCGAAGAUGAAUCAGCUUUCGAUCACUCAGCAGAUGCGGAUAAUGCCCAGGAAAUCGAGGAGUUAAAGAAAGAAUCAGAAGCACUAAAGAAAAUUAGAGACGCAAUUGGAACACCUGAAUUUCCAAAACUGCUCUUCGAUAAGGUUUUCAAUUCUGAUAUCGAGCGCUUGCGGUCUGUAGAAGACAUGUGGAAAUCGCGUCGCGCCCCUGAAGCGCUCAAGUACGAAGAUGUACUUGCACGAGCUAGUCAGAGCCUCGAGUCAAAAGACGCCAUACUGGCAGACGGACAGAAGGUCUGGACCCUCGAAGAAAGUCUUGUUGUCUUCAAUGACAGCCUCGACCGGCUUAGCAAGCGACUGCUUCAGCUGAAAGCGACAAAGAACGCUGCGUCGCCUGAGCCAACCAUUACCUUUGACAAGGAUGACGAUGAUACGCUAGACUUUGUAGCAUCCAGUGCAAAUAUUCGCUCCACCGUAUUCGGCAUUGAUUUGAAAUCUCGCUUCGAUAUCAAGCAGAUGGCCGGCAACAUCAUACCGGCGAUUGCUACAACAAAUGCAAUUGUCGCAGGUCUCUGUGUUUUGCAAUCCUUCAAAGUGCUCAAAGGGGAAUAUGCGCAGGCUAAAGAAGUUUUCCUAACGCCCUUUGCCAACGCAAGACUUUUGGCUCCGGAUAGAAAUCGAGAGCCAAACCGCGACUGUCCUGUCUGCGGCAUUUAUUACACCAGCGUUGUUGCCGACCUGAGUAGAGCAACACUGCACGAUAUUGUUGAAGGCUUGGUGAAGAAUCAGUUUGGCUAUAGAGAUAAGGAGUUUUCCGUGAGCAAUGACGUGGGCGUGUUAUAUGAUCCUGAUGAGACGGAUAAUCUUGAGAAGAAGCUCACAGAACUUGGUAUCAAAGGAGGCAGUUUCCUCACAGUCACUGAUGAGGAUGAUGAAGAUACGCUCGUCAAUGUGGUGAUUGAUAUUCAGGAUGGGAUCUUGGAUAACCAAAAAGAAUCAUUCCGUCCGGUUCACGCUGGGCGGCCCGAAAUUCCCCACAAGCCAAAGAAAUCUUCGCCAGUUGAGACCAAUGGCAACGGCCAUGACCAACAAAAUGGAAAGCAUUCUCUAGAUGAUGAGAUGGUGGUGGAGGAAUCCAAAGGCAUCAAGAGGGCUCUUCCUGAUGAUGAAAGCCCCCCUUCCAAAAAGGCCAAGAUGAUUAGCUCUGCAGAUGAUGAUGUAGUCGUCGUAGAAGACGCUGGCGGAGCCAUCGUCAUCGAUGACUGAUGAUAGAUUCACGGACAAACUUGCUGCGCUGUCUUCAGGCAGCACUCAGCCCACCAUCUAGGUUGAGGAUGCAGUUGUUUGCGAAACCGUUGAACGCCAGAAACAGAGCGGCAUCGGCAACCUCUGCAGGAUCCGCUACUCUAUUAAGAGGCGUAUCUUUGAGGUAAGCUUGCUGGAGUUCUGGCUUGAGAUCUAAUGAUGAGAUGUACAUUAGCUUGGGUACAGGAGCCACGAGAGCAUUAUACUAUAGGAAUCAUGAAAGAGCAAAAAGCGGCUGGGAGGAAGAUGCAUACCAGUCCACAUGGAGCUGUUGACCCAACCGGGCAGCAGAGCAUUUACACGGAUAGAUCGAGACGCCAUCUCACGGCACAGGGCACGAGUAAAACCUAGGAGAAGAUUAGCUUCCGACCACAUGAUGAAAUGUAAAAAAUAACAAUGUAUGUUAAUAUAUAUCAGAAAAAAUUGAGAUAUAGCAGCAAUAGGAUUCGCUCUUACC